GGCAAUCUGCCCUGCGGUGCCCCGCCCCGCCCCGCCCCAGCCCGGGAACUUCCCGGCCCUCGUGCGUCCCCGCUCCGGGCAGACGCGCCGCUACUUUGUAGCGGGUUUCGGGCGGGUAGCGCGCGCGGCGGCAGGAACCCAACCCCGGCAGACCCUGGGCUCCAAGAAUUCGUCUUCUACGUCUGCGGAGGUGCGGCAGCCUCAGUUCCAAGCGCAGACCCUGCCAUCUUUUCAACGAGGUGAUCAAGUAUAUCAAAGUUUUUAGAAGAAAAGAUGUAUUAUAACCUCCCUGGAAAAAGAAGAGACCUUAUGAAGUAGUGCUACCCACCUACACAGCCAUCAAAAUAAAAUUCCUGAAUUUGUACAAGCCACAGCAAGCUAGAUCAAGAUCAUCACAUGACAACUGGAAGGUCAUGCCUAUGGGUUACCUCAAAUUGAGGAAUUUCAGCACCUACUCACAGGCUCCAUGAGCAGAUGAAGUAGACAGCUUUACUCAGUAUCUCAGACCAAGAACUUCGUCUCCAUCUCCAACUAGCUGAAACAUCUUCCCUCCCUGACCUGGAAAAUUCUCUGACUUAGAAAUUUAAACAAAACCCUCCCCUUUCAUUGAAUCUCCGUUGUCUGGAGUUUGCUUGUCUUAACCUAGCCUGUUUUCCCUCUGUUCCUCCACUAUGGUCUCCCUUUCAAACUAUGCCCUGCUUCAAUUAACCCUUACUGCUUUUUUGACAACUCUAGUACAAGCUCAACACCUGCUUGCACCAGUUUUCCGAACACUAUCUAUCUUGACUAAUCAGUCUAAUUGCUGGCUAUGUGAGCAUCUAGAUAAUGCAGAACAACCCGAACUAGUUUUUGUUCCUGCCAGUGCAAGCACCUGGUGGACCUAUUCUGGACAAUGGAUGUAUAAAAGGGUGUGGUAUCCACAAGCAGAAGUACAGAAUCACUCUACUUCCUCCUAUGGUAAAGCGACUUGGCACUGGGAAGCCGCCAUGGAAGCUCAAGGUCUAUCCUUCGCUCAAGUAAGGUUAUUGGAGGGAAAUUUUUCUCUUUGUGUAGAAAAUAAAAAUGGCACUGGACCCUUCCUAGGUAAUAUACCUAAACAAUACUGUAAUCAAAUAUUAUGGUUUGAUUUUACAGAUGGCACCUUCAUGCCUUCUAUAGAUGUUACAGAUGAAUCCAGGAAUGAUUAUGAUGAUACAAGUGUUUGCCUAGGCACUAGACAAUGUUCCUGGUUUGCAGGUUGCACAAACCAGACCUGGAACAGCUCAGCUGUUCCCUUGAUUGGUCUACCCAAUACCCAAGACUACAAAUGGGUAGAUCGAAAUUCUGGAUUGACCUGGUCAGGUAAUGGCACCUGUCUUUAUAGCUGCCAAAACCAAACCAAAGGCCUUCUGUACCAGCUAUUUCGCAACCUAUUUUGCUCUUAUGGCCUGACAGAGGCACAUGGGAAAUGGAGAUGUGCAGAUGCCAACAUAACUAAUGACAAAGGUCAUGAUGGACACCAGACCCCCACCUGGUGGCUCACAGGUUCCAAUCUGACCUUGUCUGUGAACAACUCUGGCCUCUUUUUGUUAUGCGGCAAUGGGGUGUACAAAGGGUUUCCACCUAAAUGGUCUGGACGAUGUGGACUUGGGUAUCUGGUACCUUCCCUCACCAGAUACCUCACCUUAAAUGCUAGCCAAAUUACAAACCUGAGAUCCUUCAUUCAUAAAGUAACACCACAUAGAUGCAUCCAACGAGACACAGACAAUCCACCUCUGUAUUGCAACCCCAAGGACAAUUCAACAAUAAGGGCCCUUUUUCCAAGUUUGGGAACUUAUUUAGAAAAGGCAAUUCUAAACAUUUCCAAAGCAAUGGAACAGGAAAUCAGUGCCACUAAGCAGACCUUGGAAGCACACCAAUCAAAAGUUAGCAGUUUAGCGUCUGCCUCCCAAAAGGAUCAUGUCUUGGAUAUACCAACCACCCAACGACAAACGGCUUGUAGAACUGUUGGCAAACAGUGUUGCCUCUAUAUAAAUAAUUCGGAAGCAAUAAUGUCUGAUAUACAACAUCUAUAUGAAAUAUCUGAGAACCUGAAGAAUGGACCAUUAUUUGAUUGGGAAGGCCUAUUUGCAAAAGUGGGAGACUGGUUCAGAUCAUGGGGCUAUGUGCUUUUAAUUGUUCUUUUCUGCUUAUUCAUCUUUGUUCUAAUCUAUGUUCACAUCUUUCACAAAUCUCGCAGAUCCCUUAACUCCCAACCUCUGAACCCAGCCUUAUCUCCACAGCAAUCAGCACAGCUCCUUGUCAAUGAAACUUCAUGUCAAGUUUCAAAUAGGGCAAUGAAGGGACUAACAACCCAUCAGUAUGACACAAGUCUACUUUGAGAAUAUCUGAACAAACAGCAGCUGCAGAAAAAAAGCCUUAGCUAAACUUUGAUGAGUAAAGCAGGCUUUACUGAGAAUUCAGCUGCCAAAACCCUCCUCCGAGUGUUCCUCUUAUAAGGGCACUUAGCACUAGGAUCUCCCAAGGUAUUGUAAAUAAGCCUUAUCAGAACUUUUCAUAGUUUCACUCUGAAGCCUUAAGACACACACCAUUAAGUUGAUCUGUAAACCCUUACCCCUUGCUGUUUAUAGUGUUCUUGCAUGCAUAUAUAAUAAACGUUCUUUCUAUUAA
Messenger RNA from Rhinopithecus roxellana (golden snub-nosed monkey), 2649 nucleotides. RefSeq names its product endogenous retrovirus group MER34 member 1, envelope (gene ERVMER34-1). Bases 672 to 2360 code for a protein of 562 amino acids. The transcript is spliced from 3 exons. The record is from RefSeq and is a predicted model, not a curated record. Lineage: Eukaryota; Metazoa; Chordata; Mammalia; Primates; Cercopithecidae.